GCGUGGUGCGGUUUCACACUUGACGGCAACUAGAAGAUGGCGGCGUCCGCGGUGUGCCGGGCGGCUGGCACUGGGGCCCGAGUGCUGCUGCGCACCCGCCGUCCGCCGGCCCUGCUGAGGUCACCUGCUUUGCGGGGUACUGCCACCUUCGCGCAGGCCCUGCAGAACUUACCGGAGACGCAGGUCAGCCAACUGGACAACGGGCUGCGGGUGGCCUCAGAGCAGUCCUCCCAGCCCACCUGCACGGUGGGCGUGUGGAUUGAUGCUGGCAGCCGUUACGAGAAUGAAAAGAACAAUGGGGCAGGCUACUUUGUGGAACAUCUGGCUUUCAAGGGCACGAAGAAUCGGCCUGGUACUGCCUUAGAGAAGGAAGUAGAGAGUAUGGGGGCCCAUCUUAAUGCCUAUAGCACUCGGGAGCACACAGCUUACUACAUCAAGGCAAUGUCCAAGGACCUGCCAAAAGUUGUGGAGCUCCUGGCUGACAUUGUGCAGAACUGCAGUUUGGAAGACUCACAGAUUGAAAAGGAACGAGAUGUGAUUCUGCGGGAGAUGCAGGAAAACGAUGCAUCCAUGCAGGAUGUGGUCUUUGAUUACCUGCAUGCCACAGCGUUCCAGGGCACACCUCUAGCGCAGGCUGUGGAGGGGCCCAGUGAGAAUGUCAGGAAGCUGUCUCGUGCAGACCUGACCGAGUACCUCAGCAGGCAUUACAAAGCCCCUCGCAUGGUGCUGGCAGCAGCUGGAGGGGUAGAGCACCGGCAACUGCUAGACCUGGCCCAGAAGUACUUUGGUAGUGUCUCUGGGACAUACGAAGAGGACGCUAUGCCAGCUCUGAGUCCGUGCCGUUUCACUGGGAGUGAGAUCCGCCACCGUGAUGAUGCUCUGCCUUUGGCUCAUAUAGCCAUUGCAGUAGAGGGGCCUGGCUGGGCUAACCCGGACAACGUGGCCCUCCAAGUGGCCAGUGCCAUCAUUGGCCACUAUGACUGCAGUUAUGUUGGUGGAAUGCAUCUGUCCAGCCCACUGGCUUCAGUUGCUGCAACGAAAAAGCUGUGCCAGAGUUUCCAGACCUUCAACAUCUGCUAUUCCGACACUGGGCUGCUGGGCGCACACUUUGUCUGCGACCGCAUGAACAUCGACGACAUGGUGUUCUUCUUGCAAGGCCAGUGGAUGCGUCUAUGUACCAGUGCUACAGAGAGUGAGGUGACUCGGGGUAAAAACAUCCUCAGGAAUGCCCUGGUGUCUCAUCUGGAUGGUACCACUCCUGUGUGUGAGGACAUCGGUCGCAGCCUCCUGACCUAUGGUCGCCGCAUCCCCCUGGCUGAGUGGGAGAGCCGAAUUUCGGAGGUAGAUGCCCGUACGGUGCGUGAGAUCUGCUCCAAAUACUUCUAUGACCAGUGUCCAGCAGUGGCUGGAUUGGGGCCCAUUGAGCAGCUUUCAGACUACAACCGGAUCCGCAGCGGCAUGUUCUGGCUGCGCUUCUAGGCAGGAUGCCUGGGUAGGCAAGUGGGCGGGGCUGAGGCUCAUGGUCCCCUGCCACAAAUAUGUCAUCUCUGCUGUUCAAACCGGUGCAGCCAAUUACCACCAAUAAACUCCUGUUGAGA
Jaculus jaculus (lesser Egyptian jerboa) is the source of this 1598-nucleotide messenger RNA. Its product is annotated as cytochrome b-c1 complex subunit 1, mitochondrial. The coding region runs from base 37 to 1479 and encodes 480 amino acids. The record is from RefSeq and is a predicted model, not a curated record. Gene Ontology annotation, molecular function: metal ion binding. The transcript is spliced from 13 exons. Gene Ontology annotation, cellular component: mitochondrion. Lineage: Eukaryota; Metazoa; Chordata; Mammalia; Rodentia; Dipodidae.